Molecule: messenger RNA, 990 nt
Organism: Hymenoscyphus albidus
Lineage: Eukaryota; Fungi; Ascomycota; Leotiomycetes; Helotiales; Helotiaceae
Source: the annotation of a GenBank genome assembly
AUGGCACAAGCAAACGGAGUCAAUGGCACAAACGGUCACGCGAGUGCUCGCCGAACGUUACUUCCGGGGAUCUACGCCCCAACUAUGACCUUCUUUGAUCCUGGUACUGAGGAACUCGAUAUACCAACCAUCAAAAGACAUGCCAUUCGUCUCGCAGAAGCUGGUCUCGUUGGUCUCGUAACCAUGGGAUCCAAUGGCGAAGCAGUACACUGUUCAGUUGACGAGAAAUGUGCAGUGACGAAAGCUACCCGCGAAGCUCUCGAUUCUGCAGGUUUCGACAAAAUUCCUAUCAUAGUUGGUGCCACCGAAGGCUCAGUACGAGGAACACUUUCCUUGAUUGCAGAGUCCGAAAAGGCGGGUGGAGAAUAUGUGCUCCUUCUUCCCCCCUCUUACUUUCGCGGUUUCAUGGAUGAGGAUGCGGUUUAUAAUUACUUCAUUGAAGUAGCCUCCGCUUCUGUCCUCCCUAUCAUCCUAUACAAUUAUCCCGGUGCCGUAGCAGGUAUUGAUAUGGACUCAGACCUACUCAUCCGGCUAGCCAAACAUCCCAACAUCGUCGGGACCAAGUUCACAUGUGGAAAUACUGGCAAACUCACUCGUGUUGCCUUCGCUACCAACGCCAAAACUCCUUUCAGUGAAGGGAGUGGAUACAUGGCAUUCGGAGGCAUGUGUGACUUUACUGCCCAAACUCUCAUCUCUGGAGGCUCAGGUAUCAUCGCUGGAGGCGCAAACGUGAUGCCCAAGGUCUGCGUCAAGGUCUGGAAUUUGUACUCGGAGGGCAAAAAAGAGGAGGCGUUUGAGUUACAGAAGGUUCUCAGCAAAGGCGAUUGGGUGCUAACAAAGGCGGCAAUUGCCGGAACGAAGGGUGCCAUUCAAAGUUAUUAUGGGUAUGGAGGGUUCCCAAGACGGCCAUUGAAGAGGAAUGAUGAGGUGAAGACCAGCGCUAUCAAGGAGGGGAUUGACGAGGUUAUGAAGGUCGAGUUCGGUUUAUAG